Xiphias gladius (swordfish) is the source of this 843-nucleotide messenger RNA. It is a transcript of the gene spic, whose product is annotated as Spi-C transcription factor (Spi-1/PU.1 related). Lineage: Eukaryota; Metazoa; Chordata; Actinopteri; Istiophoriformes; Xiphiidae. The transcript is spliced from 5 exons. The record is from RefSeq and is a predicted model, not a curated record. Gene Ontology annotation, biological process: cell differentiation; regulation of transcription by RNA polymerase II. Bases 7 to 843 code for a protein of 278 amino acids. Gene Ontology annotation, molecular function: DNA-binding transcription factor activity, RNA polymerase II-specific; sequence-specific DNA binding. Gene Ontology annotation, cellular component: nucleus.
ACAGAAAUGGCCUCAACUGAGGGUAACACUCAGACAUACAAGAUGAUGUCCUUGGACAACGACAUCAACCAGCACUUCCAGGAUGCAAUCGAUGUGAUUCAACAGCAUUCAAGUAAUUCAUAUUAUGAUGCAGAGUGUAUGCAUUAUGAAACUCUGGGUACUCAGCACCCAUCCCUGCAGUGUCAGAUCGCGUGCUGCCUCAUCACACACCCAGCUGAUGUACCAGCACCUUUAUAUGACUGGAAUGACAUGGCUCAGCAGUCCUGGCCUCAGGUCAUUCCUGAUGUCCCCUUGGGUCACUCAGUGCCAAACGAUUCCCCUCAAUUCUACUCCAUCUUACCACCACAGAGGAACAGCAAAGGUCGUAAGAAGCUCAGACUCUAUGAAUACCUCCACGAAGCUCUGAAUGACCCCAGCAUGGGCGACUCCAUCCAGUGGACGGACAGCGGCAGCGGCACCUUCCACUUCAUCUCCAAGAACAAGGAGAAGCUGGCUGAGUGCUGGGGCCAGCGCAAGGGCAACCGCAAGACCAUGACUUAUCAGAAGAUGGCACGAGCCCUGAGAAACUACAGCCGCACCGGUGAGAUCAUCAAAGUGCGCCGCAAACUCACCUACCAGUUCAACCCAGACAUCCUGAACAGGCUCGGCUCUGCGCAGGCGUCCCUGCAGCUGCCCUGCCACCCUGCACAGGAGGAGGUCCACACCCAGCAGCGAAACCAGGCUGAACAGAACUACUUCAGCUCCGCAGCGGCGGACUGGCAGAGCUGGUACGGACACUACCAGCGGCAGGAGGACUACGACCUGGCCUCCAGCUUCACCUCACACAGCACAACCAAACUCUGA